GGGGGAGGGGCGGAUAAAUACCCAGCUAGGCAGAGCCCCUCCAGUCCCCCCCCCGGACACGCCGUUCUCGGGAGGGGAGAGAUUCUGCCCCCGACACCAGCAGCUCUGGGGCGGGAGCAGCCCCGCUCAGGGGCUCCCGCGGGUGCAGCCUGUCAGCCGGGGCGCGGGUUCGAUACCCGGGAGCUUUCCUUUCACUGGGGACCAAACUCUUAACGCGGCCCCUCGAGGCUCACUGCGGCCAUUGCAGGGUGCGCUGGCCCCUGUCCCAUCCUGUGCUGGGGGCUGAGCGCUACCGCGGGACACCUGCCCGCCUGGGGCUGGGCCCUUUGUUUUCACGGGCGCCAUUACCCGGGUGGGGGUGCCUGCCUGUGCCCGUGGGGCGGGGUGCUGCGACUGGUGCGCUUUGCUGGGAGCUGGGUGGUAGGAGGGGCAGGCACCUGCUGCGGCCUGGAGGGAACCGGAAGAACUUUUCUUCUCUGCCCGGUGACAGGGGACUGAGCGGGGUCUGGCUUCAGGGGUGGUCCCCUGUAGCCCCGUUAGACCUUUUACACGUGGAUUCUGCCUGUAUUAGAGGAAAGGGCCCAGGGAUGCGAGAUGUUUUUGAUUUAAAGGGGGAGUAGGUGGAUGUGAUGGGCCAUGGUUCUGUGUCAGGGGGGCUGUAAAAUAUUUAAACGAAUUAAAGCAAAACUGGGCCCAGUCAGGGAAGUCAUUCUCACGAGCCAAACUGAGAAAAGAGUCUGUCUGAGACCCAUUAAUAUGGGGGACUUGUUUAGUAUCCUCUGAGCUGCUCUUUCCCCCGUUUCUGGCCUGGCUUCUUGCUCUAGCUGGGUUCUCCAAUAGCUGUUCUGUCUGACCUGUAAGAUCAAUAUUUCCCAUUUUUGUUUUGUGCAUUUUUUGGCUGACAGGCCUUUGUCUUGCAACUUAAACAAGAUGAAACAGAGCUCAUCUUCCAGCGGUAGCACUGGUCGGGCCUCCCUGCUGCCCGUUAGAGUUCAGGAUGCAAGCAGAGCUGGUCUAUAUACACCUCAAGCAAUAGAACGAUCGAAGCUGAACAUAUCUAAGUACACUGGUGGCUCUGACGGAAAAAUCAACUUCUCUGUGAGAAGGAUAAGUGGUUCUGGAGCAUCGCGAAAUACUCCAUGGGGCUUUUUUGCUGGUACAGAAAAGUUAAAGGAUCCCAGGCCACUUCAUGACAAGACUUACAUCCAGCAGUGCAUCCGACAGCUCUGUGAGUUUCUUGUGGAGAAUGGCUAUGCCCAGAAUGUGUCUGUGAAAUCUCUCCAAACUCCAUCUACUAAGGACUUUUUCAGGAUUUUUGCUUUUAUAUAUGUUUUUUUGUGCCCUUCUUAUGAACUUCCUGAUUCUAAAAUUGAAGAGGAGAUCCCAAAAGUCUUUAAAGAACUUGGGUAUCCCUUUCCAUGGCCAAAAAGCUCCAUGUACACCGUGGGUGCACCGCAUGUCUGGCCUCAGGUUGCCGCUGCACUAGUGUGGUUAAUAGACUGCAUCAAGAUCUACAGUGUCAUGAGAGAGAACUCAGAUGUGCUUGUCGAUGCUCAGUGCUGGUCAGGAGAGGCUAAAGAUGAAAUUGUAGUUAAUAAGCUACUUAUGGAGUACACUGAAAAGUGUUAUGAUCAUUUCAUGAAUGGAGGAGAUGCUUUUGAAGAGAUGGAUGCAGAACUACAGGCAAAACUAAACGAAGUGUUUAAAGUAGACCGUUCCAAAGUGAAGACCUUAGAAGCAGAGAACAAAAGGUUGAAUGAAGAGAUUGCAAGGCUAGAGAGAGAGAAGGAAAGCGAGCCAGAUCGUCUAGAAAUGCUGAGGAAGCUGAAAGCUUCGCUGCAAGCUGAUGUCGAAAAAUAUCAGGCUUACAUGACCAAUCUGGAAUCUCAUUCAGCUGUCCUGGAUCAGAAACUACAUAGCCUCACUGAGGCGUGUGACGCAUCAGAAUUGGAAGUUGAAAUGAUGAAGCAGGAAAAUGCCCGGCUGCAGCACACUGUUGAUAAUCAGCUGUACACCGCUGUAGACAUCGAGAGAAUAAACCAUGAGAAAGAUGAGCUUCAGCAAACUAUCAACAAGCUUACCAAGGAGCUAGAGACGGAGCGGCAGCAGCUAUGGGCUGAGGAGCUAAAAUAUGCAAGAGGCAAAGAGUCAAUUGAAGCACAGCUGGAUGAUUAUCACAAACUGGCUCGGAAGCUGAAGCUAAUCCCAGCAGGCAUGGAAAAUUCCAGAGGCCACGAUUUUGAGAUUAAGUUUAACCCGGAGGAUGGACCCCAUUCUCUCUCCAAAUACAGAAGGCAGAUCAACGUUCCGCUUAUGCAGAUAAUAGAUGAGACUGAAGAGGCAAUAAGUAAAGCUAGUAACAAGAAAAUAAUUUUAGAGGAUUCCUUAGAACAGUUGAAUGAGAUGAUAGCAGAGAAGAAAAGCAACAUAAAACUGCUGAAAGAAGAAGCCCAAAAGCUGGAUGACCAUCACCAGCAGAAGCUCAAGGUGGCUGAAGAAGAAGAAGAAAAAAGUGCAGCUGAACUGCAAGCUCUAGAGAUACAUAAAAACUUAAUUGAGACUGGAGUCAAUGAGGGCCUCAAUGAAGCUAUGAAUGAGCUACAUGAAAUUCAGAAGAAGCACCAGAUUGCUGUGAGGACAACAAAUGAAGAGAAAAUGCAAAUGCUUGAUAAAUUGUACCAAGUCUUGGAGAUGGUGGCUUUUCAUGUAGGGUCUGUAGAGAAAUACCUGGCUGAGCAAAAUGAAAAAGCCGAUAUGGUGUUUGAAGAAUUUAUGUCUGAAGAUCUCUUGGAAAACCUGAAACAAAUCCUAGCCAACUAUAAAAGUAAAGCUGAUGCUCUAUAACCCUUGCAUGGAGGACUUCACCUAGGCAUUUUUUCUGUAGCACAACUGUAAUGUGGUCCAGUCCUACAUUCCUUCCAUGAAGUCCCAAGGAAGUCAAUCCAAUGAUAGUUACAUAUGUACAAGGACUACAGGAUCUGGUCCAUACUGUGCUGUCUAAGUAUAUAUUUAUUAAAUUCUUACAAAUGUAAA
Molecule: messenger RNA, 3033 nt
Organism: Chelonia mydas (Green sea turtle)
Lineage: Eukaryota; Metazoa; Chordata; Testudines; Cheloniidae
Product: kinetochore protein NDC80 homolog
Exons: 16
Coding region: 931-2844 (637 amino acids)
Biological process (GO): attachment of mitotic spindle microtubules to kinetochore
Cellular component (GO): Ndc80 complex
Source: RefSeq, a predicted model, not a curated record